GUGGGACCAGUUUGAACAAGUGACUGCCAUGGCGCUGAAAAAAGUCAGAGAUCCUGGUGGAAAAGCUUUGGUUCUGCUCGAGAUCACCGUGGCCCACAUACUGAAGGACCAGCUCGAAAUUGCAACUCGAUACAUGGAAGAAGUUACCAGUUUGGUGUCAACCACGCAGACUCCUCCGCAUGUACUACUGGUCUACCUUUAUCUCAAGUCUGCCCUUGCAAGGCAGAGAUCAGAGCAUAUGGAAGCCACAGAAUCGGUUUUCUUUGCAAAACAGCUCAUCGCAACGGUUCAACCGGGGCGGUACACGGGGUCAGUGAACUAUCAUGCCGCCCUGUUCUUGCUCAAGAAGAAUUGGAAAGAAAUGGACGAACAAGUCUUCUUAGAGGCCAAGCAAAACCUGGUGCUGGCGAUUGACCAUUACGAGCGGGGUAUUUCAGAUGAAAUGUACGGAGCUUCGUGUUUGAAGAAACAACAGAGGGCGUUCAUUCGACUGGCUCUGCUGUUGCUGAACUGGAAGGGCCCCAUGGGCGUUCCAACCCAGGAAAACCUGACGGCGGCUAAAAACUGUUUGGACCGGGUCGAGCGCAGAUUUCUGUACUGGGCAAGUAACCGUCUAAGGUGUUACUUCUACCUGGCAAAGUCUGACCUGUAUUACAGAGAGGAGAACAUCCCAGGUGCUAUCGCCUGCGCAGAGAUAAGUCUUGAUAUCUCUAGGCAGUCAAACUAUCCGCCUGAAGUUGGCUUGGCUAAGGAAAGACUGUGUUUCCUUCGCUCCCUUGGCCUUGCAUUUUCACCAGUUUAGAGA
Messenger RNA from Branchiostoma belcheri (Belcher's lancelet), 805 nucleotides. RefSeq lists its product as uncharacterized. NCBI's taxonomy places the organism in Eukaryota, Metazoa, Chordata, Leptocardii, Amphioxiformes, Branchiostomatidae. The transcript has 5 exons. Bases 29 to 802 code for a protein of 257 amino acids. The record is from RefSeq and is a predicted model, not a curated record.